AUGAGUUUUCUUAAUAAAGUGUUUAAGAUAAAUAGUUUCUUGCAUUUUAAGAAAAAGGAUAUAGGUUUUUUAAAAAGUUCCAAGAGAUAUGAAUCAAGAGUUAAAGCUCAUAGAUACACUGGUAUAACGGCAGUAAAAACUCAUGCUCAAAAAACGGAAUGGUAUUUAAAAGCAGAAAGAGAUUUUUUAGCUGAAAGAAACCAAAUACCUAAUGGGUAUAUUGGCCUCUGGCAAUAUGAUGAUAUAAAGCAUUUAAAAGAUAAUAUCAAAAGUAUGCUACAUUUAAGUUGCGCAAAUAAUAAGCAAAUACAUAAAUUUAAAAAGUUAAAUAUAAGAAGAUUAUUACAAAGAAGGCCAUUUGAUACGGGAAGUGCAGCUGUUCAAAUUGGAUGUUUAACAGAAAAAAUUUUAAACUUGCGGGCUCAUUUAAUACAAAGAUGCAAAGAUCAUCCCAAAAAAAGAACUAUGUCUAUAUUAUUGGCUAGAAGACAAAAGUUAAUGAAGUAUUUAUACAAAACUGAUUUUGAUUUAUAUAAACAUACUUGUAAUUUACUAAAAAUUAAGUGCAUAUUAUUUGCAAUACCUGAUUCAAGAGACAGAUCAAGGGCAAUAAAUGCAGCAGCAGUAGAUGGUGAUAGAUGUAAAUUUUUAAUUAGACAAAAAUUAUGGAAAGGUAAAUAUAGACCAAGACCAAUGAAAGAUUCAAAAGGACAAACAAUAAGAUACACUAGACACCCUGUGGAGCAACCACCUUCAGAUUAUGCCUUACCAAAGGAAUAUAAACCACAAAUAUCUAAUUCAUGGCCAUAUGGAGUUAAAGAAAGCUAUCAAAAAGGAGUAUAUACAAUUAAUAAUCCAACAGCACCGGGUUUAGGUUAUUGCCCAGUUCCCAUGUUGUUUUAA
Messenger RNA from Plasmodium gallinaceum, 903 nucleotides. RefSeq names its product mitochondrial ribosomal protein S15 precursor, putative. Gene Ontology annotation, cellular component: ribosome. Gene Ontology annotation, molecular function: structural constituent of ribosome. The record is from RefSeq and is a predicted model, not a curated record. NCBI's taxonomy places the organism in Eukaryota, Apicomplexa, Aconoidasida, Haemosporida, Plasmodiidae. Bases 1 to 903 code for a protein of 300 amino acids. The transcript has a single exon. Gene Ontology annotation, biological process: translation.